AUGCCCCGGUUGCUGCAGGUCCUGUCUGACUUCUCUCUCGCUCUUUUUUCAGGGGAUCGGGAGAGGGACCGGGGCCGGGCUGCCUCACUCGCGCACAGGCCCAUCCACAGGAAAUGGAAGGGUUCACUUCAGACCUUUGGAAAGGAGGUGUGCGUCACAGGUCACACGGUGUACCCCGGCCUCCGCACCGUCCUCCCAGAGUGCAUGUGUUGCCAGUGCUAUGCCAGGUUUGGGGGCCACCUGCCUGUGCCCAGGGCUGAUGCACUGCUGCCCUACUGGGUCCCUCUGUCCCUGAGACCACGAAAGCAGGUCUCAAAGAUGAUGCGGUGUUAUGUCCCCAGAGCCAUAAAGUCAUGUCGCUGCCCCUGCCACUGCUUUGGGGGCCGCCUUCCGAUGCCCAGGGAUAGGGCUGUUAUGCCCUACUGGGUGCCCCAGGGGUUGAGGUCACAGAAGAAGAUGGUGAAGAGGCUGGAGAAUCUUCGAGACACUCCAGAUUGCCCCCUGGACUCAAGAAGAUGGCACGGCUGUUGGCAGGUCUGUGGGGACCAGCGUCUCCUCCUCAAGUGGCAGCGGCUCCAGAGCCUUCAUCAAGAUGAGCUGUCAGGUUCCCAGGAGGACGAGGCACAUGCUGGCCGCCUAGGCCUCCUGCCCCUCAGCUUCAACCUCCUGACCCUGCUGCAGGCUGUCCUGAGGGCCAUCAUGGCCAUUCGCCACUUGUUCUGGGACUGAGUUGGAGUCUUCAGCUACGGUCAAGAUCCUCAGCAAGAACGUCAGUCAUGAUCAUGGCCUCCAAGGGAAGCCCUCAGAUCGGGAAGACCUGUGACACUUGCUGUUUCCACACAUGAUAAGAUCUGCACCCAUGAUCCAAUCCGAGCUAGGAGCCGCCAUGUGACUGUUCGUUGAAGGGGGGUCUGGUAUGAAUGUCCGCAUGAGUCUGUUAUG
This is a messenger RNA of Meriones unguiculatus (Mongolian gerbil), 942 nucleotides long. It is a transcript of the gene C10H16orf95, whose product is annotated as chromosome 10 C16orf95 homolog. Bases 1 to 729 code for a protein of 242 amino acids. The record is from RefSeq and is a predicted model, not a curated record. Lineage: Eukaryota; Metazoa; Chordata; Mammalia; Rodentia; Muridae. The transcript has 8 exons.